AUGGCUGAAUUUGCUGCUGCUUUGGAACACGACGGAUUGGUUGUGGUUGAUUUCUUUGCUACCUGGUGUGGUCCCUGUAAGGCCAUUGCCCCAAUUUUAGACAAGUUCAGCUCUGAAUUCUCCAGUGCUAAGUUCGUUAAGGUUGAUGUUGAUGAAUUGUCCAAGUUGGCUCAAGAAUACGAAAUCACUGCCAUGCCCACUAUUUUGUUCUUCAAGAACAAGAAGGUUGUUCACAAGGUUUUAGGUGCUAAUCCUAAUGCCAUCAAGGCAGGUAUCACCUCCAACCUUUAA
Lizanozyma spartinae is the source of this 291-nucleotide messenger RNA. It is a transcript of the gene TRX1, whose product is annotated as thioredoxin. Gene Ontology annotation, molecular function: protein-disulfide reductase activity. The transcript is spliced from 2 exons. Lineage: Eukaryota; Fungi; Ascomycota; Pichiomycetes; Serinales; Debaryomycetaceae. The record is from RefSeq and is a predicted model, not a curated record. The coding region runs from base 1 to 291 and encodes 96 amino acids.